Molecule: messenger RNA, 2917 nt
Organism: Humulus lupulus (European hop)
Lineage: Eukaryota; Viridiplantae; Streptophyta; Magnoliopsida; Rosales; Cannabaceae
Product: homeobox protein BEL1 homolog
Exons: 5
Coding region: 424-2655 (743 amino acids)
Biological process (GO): regulation of transcription by RNA polymerase II
Molecular function (GO): RNA polymerase II cis-regulatory region sequence-specific DNA binding; DNA-binding transcription factor activity, RNA polymerase II-specific
Source: RefSeq, a predicted model, not a curated record
UCUGAUCCCUUCUAAUAUUUUUUUGAUUAAAAGAGAUAUAUAUGAUCUUUCUUUCUUCCUAGGUUGGGCUUUCAUGGCAUACUAUAUCUCGUUGGCUUAUUAGGGGAAGAACUCUGAGAAAAAAAAGAGACCACACUUUCUCUCUCUUUCUCUCCCCUUCAUCUCCCAAACGCUCCAAUCCACCGUCAUCCACCACAUAAAAUAUUUUCCACCAUAGCAUAUAUAUAUAAUCUAGUCCCCUUUAUUCAUCAUCUUUUCUGGUGUGGUGGAGUUGUAGUAGUACUUCUGAGUUUCAUCAGUACUCACUAUAAUAUGAAGAGAAGAAACUUAGAAGGAAGCAGCAUAACAAGGAGCAGUACUUGAGGGUUUAACCAUAGUUAUAUUGAUAGAGAACUCUGCAGUGAAGAAAAAUCAAGGAAUAACAUGGUCUCAUCAGCUGGUUUCUGCUACUCAGACGUUUCACCAGGUAACAAUCCGAGUCCAACCCAUAUUCAAACUCAGUUCACCAACCAGAUCCAAGAGUUUCACGAGUCCAACCCUGAGAUCUUCAACUUGACAACAGGCAUGGAGAUGAUUGGGUUUUCGAAGAGUAAUCUACAGAACCAGAGUACGGAAACUAACACCAAUAAUAAUACUACUGCUGCUACUACUUCUACAACUAAUGCUUCUCCUUCUUCUAUGUGGAAAGGUUUUAGUACUAUUUCCAAGGCCGCCGGUCCUUCAUCUUCCAAGACGAUCAACGAGUCCACCACUAAUCAUGAUCAUCAACACCAUCAAUUCUAUGAUCAUUUCACAACUGGGAUUUCGGAAACUAGUAGCGAGAAUCUAAUGGUUGGACCAGAUCAUCAUCAUCAUCAUCAUCAGCAGCAGCAGUCAACUGGGCCUUGGCAAGAGAAUAGGUUCCUCGUUGAUGAUUCUUCUUUGAGAUGUGUUUUCCCUUGCGAGGGAAAUGAGAGGCCAAGUCAAGGUCUAUCACUGUCUUUAAGCUCAGCCAAUCCUUCUAGUAUUGGACUACAAAGCUUUGAAUUGAGACAGACAAAUCAUCAACAAGAUCAUGAUCAUAUGAGGUUCCUUUCUUCUAGUAGUUCUCGUGAUGGGUAUUUUGGGAAAGCGGCAAAUAUGCAAACCCAACAAAUGAAUAUCAAUAUGAAUCAAGAUGGGUUUUUGGGUAAAGCUGUGAAUCUCCAUCACCAAGGACAGUUCCAACUGAGAAACUCAAAGUACUUGAACCCUGCUCAGGAGCUUCUGAACGAGUUUUGUAGCCUUGGAACUAAGCAUACCGAUUUGAUGACGAAGCAAAAAUCUCAAAAGAUGAGUAAACAGUCAUGGGAAGAUCAGACUGAUAAUGGAAGUGGCGCCAGUUCUUCCAAAAACAAGUCUCUUUACUCCCUUGAAUUCAUGGAAUUGCAGAAGAGAAAAGCCAAGCUGCUUUCAUUGUUGGAAGAGGUUGAGAGAAGAUACAAGCACUACUGCGACCAAAUGAAGUCGGUGGUGUCAUCUUUUGAGGCGGUGGCCGGGGCCGGGGCGGCGACGGUGUACUCGGCGCUGGCUUCGAAAGCCAUGUCUAGGCAUUUCAGGUGCCUGAAAGACGGGAUAGUGAAUCAGAUUCAGGCCACGAGAAAGGCAAUGGGGGAAAAGGAUGCGACUGGGGCCGCACCAGGCACGACGAGAGGCGAGACACCAAGGCUCAGGCUUCUCGACCAAACCUUAAGGCAACAAAGGGCGUUUCAGCAGAUGACUAUGAUGGAGAGCCAUCCAUGGCGGCCUCAACGUGGCCUUCCUGAGCGUUCCGUCUCUGUCCUCCGAGCUUGGCUCUUCGAACAUUUUUUACACCCGUACCCAAGUGAUGUUGAUAAAGUUAUCUUAGCUCGCCAAACAGGCCUUUCAAGAAGCCAGGUAUCAAAUUGGUUCAUCAACGCAAGAGUGAGACUAUGGAAGCCAAUGGUGGAAGAAAUGUACUUAGAAGAGACAAAGGAGAGAGAAGCCAAUAAUAUCAUGGCCGCCGGAGGAGCGUCAUCAUCAUCACCUGAUCAUGGAGUAGUGACGGUCGAUAUUCUCGGCGACCCGAUUCGACAAUCGGGUCGAAAUAACCAAACCGACCAAGAGCAGAAACCAACCCAUGACCAGCUAGUCCGCAUUGACUCCGAAUGCCUCUCUUCCAUAGUCAUAAACCCAGAAAAAUCUCCCAUGUCUAGGUCAGGCGGCGGUAGCAAAACAGCCCUACAAAACCACCAACAAAACAUCCAACGACAGCAAAACUUUGGUCGUUUUGGGGAGGUGUCGUUCGGGUCAUCAAUGCAGGAGCUUGACUUUUCGUCGUACAAUCAACAAGCCGGGCAGGCCACGGCGGGAGGCGCAGUCUUAUACCAUGAUGAUAACAAUGUGGGGUUCAACGGCGGCGGCGGCGGAGGAGGAGGAGGAGGAGUGUCGUUGACAUUAGGGUUACAGCAGCAUGCAGGAGGAGGAGGAGUGAGCCAUGGCGGAGUGAACUUAGCUUUCUCUCACCCCGCUUCGCAGAGCUCUCUAUUUUACUCGAGAGAUCAUCACAUGGAUGAGUGUCAGCCGGCGGUUCAGUACUCGCUCUUAGAUGGAGAAGGUCAGAAUUUGCCUUACAGGAAUUUGAUGGGAGCACAGUUGCUCCAUGACUUGGUAUGAUCGAUCGAUUGUUAUGAUAUGAUGAUCAUCACAAAAUAUAUAUGGUGGUGAUGAUUUUAGAUAUUUUAUUAAAACCAUCUUUUUUAGGUAUAGAAUUUAAGGAAUAUAUAUAUAAUCUCUAUAGCCAAAAUACUUCAUUAUACUUACGUACAUAAAGCUAUACUUGGGGGUUGGAUUAGACAUGAACAUGAUUAUGAUCAUGGUCAAUUUUCUUUUGGCUAGCUCUAGUAAUUUUGAAUCUAUAUAUAUCUCUCUUUUCUUA